Molecule: messenger RNA, 523 nt
Organism: Harmonia axyridis
Lineage: Eukaryota; Metazoa; Arthropoda; Insecta; Coleoptera; Coccinellidae
Gene: Roc1a
Product: RING-box protein 1
Exons: 4
Coding region: 51-392 (113 amino acids)
Biological process (GO): ubiquitin-dependent protein catabolic process; protein ubiquitination
Cellular component (GO): cullin-RING ubiquitin ligase complex; nucleus
Molecular function (GO): cullin family protein binding; zinc ion binding; ubiquitin protein ligase activity
Source: RefSeq, a predicted model, not a curated record
GAUUUAUAAUUUUAAUUAUUGUUCAAAAGUAAAUUGCACAAAAGUUUAAAAUGGCAUCUGCAAUGGAUGUAGAUAAUGAUGAAAUUGAAGCUCCAAGUUCUAGUAGCUCGAAAGUAGAAAAAAAGAGAUUCGAGGUCAAGAAGUGGAAUGCAGUGGCGCUUUGGGCUUGGGACAUUGUUGUGGAUAAUUGUGCUAUCUGCAGAAAUCAUAUAAUGGAUCUCUGCAUUGAAUGUCAAGCCAAUCAAGCAUCUGCUACUAGCGAAGAAUGCACAGUUGCUUGGGGAGUAUGUAAUCAUGCUUUCCAUUUCCACUGCAUUUCAAGAUGGUUAAAAACUAGACAAGUGUGUCCCCUUGAUAACAGAGAAUGGGAAUUUCAGAAAUAUGGGCAUUAAAAUUUCAAUGUUUAAACGCUUUUUUUCAAUUAAAUUAUUUCUAUGUAUUUUCCCAAAUUGAUGAAUGUUUCAUUCUUUAUUGCAUCUUUCAUUGAUAUAAAUAAUUGUAUUAAAUUCUUUUCAGUAAUAAA